AUGAGCUUCUGCGAACAUUGCGUCAAGGGUGUUACUCACGAAGGAGAGCCUGCAGGCAAAUGGGAAGAAAUCAACGGCGUCAACUCCUACGUCGCCACGCCUUCGAAAGAUUAUCCCAAAGACAAAGUCAUCGUUCUCCUUACUGACAUUUUCGGCCCUCAGCUGAUCAACAACCGACUUCUCGCCGAUGAUUUUGCCGCUAAUGGCUUCAAGACCGUGAUUCCCGACCUUUUUAGUGGAGACCCGGCACCAGUUAGCGCUUUCAAUCCCGGUAGCACCUGGAGCCUGACAGAGUGGUUCAAGUCGCACGGACCGGAAAACACUCGUCCGUCAAUCGAUAAGAUCAUUGAGGGCUUGAAGAAAGAUGGUGUCACAUCUUUCGGUGUUAUAGGAUAUUGCUUCGGAGGCCGAUACACCUUUGACUUAGCCUUUGAUGAAAUCCCCAAAGCAGCGGCAGUUGCGCACCCUUCGUUACUGAAGAUUCCCGAAGAUCUUGAAACUUUUGCUGCUAAAGCUACUGCGCCACUGCUUAUCAACAGCUGCACUACUGACCCUCAAUUUCCUCUGGAAGCGCAAGCCAAGGCCGACGAGCUUUUGGGCAAUGGCAAAUACGCUCCUGGGUACAAGCGCGAAUUCUUUGAAGGGUGCACGCAUGGAUUUGCAGUCCGAGGUGACAUGAGCGACCCCAAAGUCAAAGCAGGCAAAGAGGGCUCGUUCAAGGCAACUGUGGAGUGGAUGAUAAAGUAUUUAUAA
Molecule: messenger RNA, 753 nt
Organism: Lentinula edodes (shiitake mushroom)
Lineage: Eukaryota; Fungi; Basidiomycota; Agaricomycetes; Agaricales; Omphalotaceae
Product: dienelactone hydrolase
Exons: 8
Coding region: 1-753 (250 amino acids)
Molecular function (GO): hydrolase activity
Source: RefSeq, a predicted model, not a curated record